AUGAACGUUCUGCUCACACCACAACCCACGCCCUUUCCUCACCAAUACGAAACAUCACGACUAUCACCUCCACGAUCUCAUUCUCCCUACACAAACAUGACUUCCCGCAAGCGAAAGGCCGACGACAAUGAGGGUGACGAGAUGUCAGUGUCGCCACUGAGCUCACCUGCGAUCCCGUCGAGACAGCUUUCCAGACCCUCAAAAAAGAUUAGAGCCGCCGAGGCCUCAGGACGUCCACUCCCAUUACCUAGACUACUUGAGACGCUUGACACGACACAGCUCCGAACGGUCUUGCAAAAGAUCUGCGAGCGACAUCCGGAUAUUGGACAGGAGGUCGUCAACAGCGCCCCGCGCCCUUCUGUCGGUUCGGCGCUCGGCAUCCUGCGAGAUUACCAGCAAAGGCUACGGGCAGCGAUCCCAUAUGGCCAAACGAGCUCAGACUAUACCUAUUACCGGGUCAAGCAGCCGCUCAUGGCGCUCGUGGAUGCCAUCUCAGAUUUUACACCGCAGUUUCUGCCGCCGAUAGAAACACAAGUCACCGCUUCGCUGCAGUAUCUUGACGGAGCCACAAAGGUUGUGCAUGAACUGCCGGAUUGGGACAGCCAGGCUUACCGGCAGCACAAAGACAACGCAUAUGAUGAGAUUUCGAGGGCCUGGGCUCUAGUCAUCACGGAGGCCUCAAAACGAGGUGGAGGCUUCGUCUUGCACACAGGAGGCUGGGAUCAGCUGCUGGCUAAACACAACCAGCAGUCGGGUGGAAGGCUAGGGUCUGCAAUGCAGGCCAUGGCUAGCAAUGGAUGGAUCGGCAACAGCAACCCCAACAACCCGAAUGGCUCCGCUUCAUCACCGUCCGGCUCCGGAGCCGGAGGCGACUCAAACUCUAUACUUAACCAGCUGGUAAACGGCACAUACGGCAAUCCUGUUCGUGUCGGGCCGUGGUAG
Pyricularia pennisetigena is the source of this 942-nucleotide messenger RNA. RefSeq lists its product as uncharacterized. Gene Ontology annotation, biological process: nuclear protein quality control by the ubiquitin-proteasome system; proteasome localization. Gene Ontology annotation, cellular component: nucleus. Bases 1 to 942 code for a protein of 313 amino acids. The record is from RefSeq and is a predicted model, not a curated record. The transcript is spliced from 2 exons. NCBI's taxonomy places the organism in Eukaryota, Fungi, Ascomycota, Sordariomycetes, Magnaporthales, Pyriculariaceae.